This is a messenger RNA of Strongylocentrotus purpuratus (purple sea urchin), 5694 nucleotides long. RefSeq names its product flotillin (gene flot2). Bases 153 to 1424 code for a protein of 423 amino acids. The transcript has 9 exons. Gene Ontology annotation, cellular component: plasma membrane. Lineage: Eukaryota; Metazoa; Echinodermata; Echinoidea; Camarodonta; Strongylocentrotidae. Gene Ontology annotation, biological process: regulation of myoblast differentiation; protein localization to plasma membrane. The record is from RefSeq and is a predicted model, not a curated record.
UAUGUAAUAUUGAUCACGUGACCAUCCUAUUAUUUACUGGCACUCGGCCAUCUUAGCUUGGUAUCUGGUGGAAGGUGUGUGGAAAAUUGGAAUCACACAAUAAAACAGACUGUAAUUAUUCACUUCCACAUUUUAACGCGAAUCUUUUCAUCAUGGGGAGCUGCCAUACAGUUGGCCCGAAUGAAGCACUUGUUGUUUCAGGUGGAUGUUGUGGAGCAUCAGAGAAGAAGUAUGUGAUGGGAGGCUGGGCCUGGGCUUGGUGCCUUGUUACAGAUGUACAGAGAUUGUCAUUAGAAGUGAUGACCUUGAAUCCUCGCUGUGAGAGUGUAGAGACGUCUAAAGGUGUGCCGUUGACAGUGACCGGUGUGGCACAGGUCAAGGUCAUGACGGAAGAAGGUCUACUGGCCCAGGCUUGUGAACAGUUCAUCGGUAGGAGUAUCUCUGAGAUUGAGACCGUGGUCCUGCAGACAUUAGAAGGUCAUCUUCGUGCAAUUCUUGGUACUCUGACGGUAGAAGAGAUCUAUCGGGACAGGGAUCAAUUCGCCCAGCUGGUCAGGGAGGUAGCAUCACCGGACGUCGGUCGUAUGGGUCUAGAGAUUGUCAGUUUCACCAUCAAGGAUGUCUUUGAUAAUGUGGAGUACCUGGACUCUUUGGGUAAGACGCAGACCGCUGCGGUCAAGAGGGAUGCUGAUAUCGGUGUGGCCGAGGCAGAGAGAGAUGCCGGUAUCAGGGAAGCAGAAUGUGAGAAGUCGAUGAUGGAUAUCAAGUUUGAUGCAGAUACCAAGGUUGCUGAUUCACAACGUCAGUAUGAAAUGCUCAAGGCUGGCUAUGAAGCAGAGGUCAAUACAAAGAAAGCUCAAUCAGAGUUGGCCUACUCUCUCCAAGGAGCCAAGGAAAAGCAGAAGAUCAGGAGUGAGGAGGUUCAGAUCGAGGUCGUUGAACGUCGCAAGCAGAUCGACGUUGAGGCCAAGGAGAUCGAGAGGAAAGAGAGGGAACUGAUUUCCACCAUCAAGAGGCCUGCUGAGGCCGAGUCAUACAAAGUUGAGACGCUUGCCGAUGGUCAGAGGAUGAAGACGGUGCUAGCUGCCAAGGGCGAGGCCGAGAAGAUCAGGAACGUCGGAGGAGCUGAAGCUUCGGCCAUCGAAGCCAUCGGCAAGGCCGAGGCAGAGAUGAUGAGGAUGAAGGCUGCAGCCUACAAGCAGUAUGGAGACGCUGCCAUGAUGAGCUUGGUGCUUGAGGCCCUGCCUAAGCUUGCAGCUGAGAUCUCUGCACCACUGUCCAAGACCAGCGAGAUCGUUCUGUUGGGCGAUGACCGUACGACUGGAGAGCUGACCAGGCUCCUAGGUUCCCUUCCCCCUGCAGUCCAGGCUCUCACAGGCACAGAUAUCUCAAAGGCACUGGCUUCAAUCCCAGGAGCACGGUAAAGAUGACAAUCGAGAUCAAGUGUGGCAGCAGCAGCAACAACAAUGAGUGGACGGUAGACACAUUAGGAGCUCUAGCAAUCAUCUAAACCAUAGCUCACUGAGAGACAUAGUUGUGACACGCAUACAUGUGCGUGCCGAUGAAAGGUCAACAUUUAGAGCUCCGAAUAGUUCCCUCCCGGACAUGUACAAACCUACUCCUACCUUAUCAAACACGAUAGGUCUGUAUUGGAACCAUGGCAUCUAAUCUAUUGUUUCUGUGAUAUACAGUUAUAAUGUAUUAGUGAUUUUUCUAGUACAAAAUGGAUUGAAACAUGGAAUUUUCUGAAAAAGAAAAAAUAAGGAGGUGAAAUUUUUCACCCCAAAAAAUGUACAUGUGCAAGGUCAUGGAUGAUGCUGUGGAGACUCAAAAAAAUAACUGACCAAUCAGGACCAACUUCCGGUGACACAACUAUAUCUCUCAACCAGCUAUGAUCUACUCCACUCACAGCCCUUAAAUUUCAGGUGGUUUCUAAUUCUGUAUAUAACAUAUUUUAUCCAUUUCACAUGUAUUUGUACUCUUAUUCCCCUGUUUUACAUAAUAUUGAGAAACAGUCUCUUGUGAUGCAUGUAGGAUGUUCCUUUUUUUUUAAUGGUCUGCUGCUACUAUUUUUGUACAUUUUUAUUAUAGUUCAAUGUACUUUGAGAUGUAAUAUUUUCUGUGGAUAACUGGUAUGGCAUCUUCCUUGAACUUGCAUGUGUUCAGUAUGCCUUUGUGCAGUCGAAAGAACAAAAAUUAUAUCGUCAGCAUUAUUGAUUGAUGUAGUGGAAUUUUUUUGAUAGGUAAUAUCAAGAGUUAUGAUUUCUGAUCACCGUAUCCUCAUAAAGCUGCCCGAUGUGAUAUACAUGUAGGCUAGGAGUCUUUCCUGUCGUUCACUAUUUUAUCAGCUGGAAGUGGGAUUUUGUCAUACUUCAUAUCAAAUGGAGUACCUCGUAUUUAUGAUAUAAGAUGAUAUGAAAGUUUUCACACUGAAAUUGUUUUUUUUCUCUUUCAUUCAGUAAAAACGUGAAAAUAUGCAAAUGAAAUAGAAUUCCAAUUAGAUGUAUUCAGACAAACCUGUUCUUUCUGAAUUUUAAGCACAAAGAUCUUGACAAACCCUAAAUUCUAUGAUAGGGGUGAUGCACAAAAUUCAAAUUUCAUGUCUACCAAAGCAAGCAAAGAGGUAAAUUUGAGAUAGACGAAGAUGUGGACCAAGUUACGGAUUGGCUCGUAAAAGUUGCAAUGAUGUUCCGUAGAAUUGUAUUUCUUUCCAGUGAUCGGUUGAGGAGCUUGCCAAAGAAUUUAAACUUUAUCUGUCCAUGUUCUUUAUUUCCCAACUUGCUAAUAUUUCGAGGUACCUAUCUUUAAUACCUUGAAGGGUUUUUUAUGUCAAUAAUUGACCAUCUUUUUUUUUAUGUGAGGCUAAGCACCUUUCUUUUGAAGUUGGCUCUCCGUUAAAGAUAAUGUGGUUAUGAUUUUGAUUUUGUCGCUCUUUGAGAGAAAGAGGGAAUAUACCAACUGUAAAUGAUUGGUGUCUAAAAAAAAGUAAAGUGACAGGGUAUCAUUUAGUUCAGUUUAGUUUUCAAUAGAAGUUCAUUUAGAUUGCCAAAAAUAGAAACACUCUCUUUAUUUUCUUAUUUUAUUCACCUCAUAGCAAUGUAAAUGUAUUUUGUCAGAGGUUUAUGGCAAGCAAGUGAAAUGGCUUUUUGCCUAUUUUUUCUAAAGGGCAUACUUAUCAAUCUAGACUAAGAACUUAUGCGUAUAAGCAGGAUACUAGUCACCUGUCAGUGGUACAAAAUAGAGUGCACUGUUUAAGGACAACCCAUUUCUAAAUUACCCUACCGGUAUUCAAAAUUUCAAUUGACCUUUACCACGAUCAGUACAUGUAUUAGACCAUUAUGAUAUUUCCAAGUCCAUGAAGGUAUUAAUUAUAUGCUAAACUAUAUGAGUGAAGUCCCAUCUGGCUCCCAAUAGAGAAUGUUCUGAUGUGUCCCCUCAUUUGAUCAAGAUUUCAUCAUUAAUUUCAAUUUGUUUUUGUUUUGGACGUAUAUUCACUGUUCAUGUGUUAGUAUUGUGAGAAAUUUAGUGGCUAUGUGAACUCUUUUCUUACUCUAGUCUAGUGUAUAUUUUUAUGUCAGAAACGUGUCUCUCAUGUUCAAAUCUUUAUAAGAAGAUCAAUUCCUGAUGGACAGAUGUCACGUCGUAUAUUUGUGUACAGGAUGUCUGUCUCUAUCCGAAGAUUAUCAUGGGUUUGUGGAAAAUAGCCAAUAAUUUGUAUCAAGUCGAGAAAUACCACUCAAUUUAUAUUACUUUGGAAUAAAAACCAAACCAAUUUCGAUCUGUGUGCUUAAUGAGGUGUUGCUAAAUUCGGUUUAGUAUUGAUCUCUCUUGAAAUUUGUUGUUCUUGUAAUUUCUUAUUUAUUUGAUAUUCUGAUUGUGAUGUAGAUUAAUUUUAUGAAAUAGACCAUAUCAUGUGAUGUUUUCUUUACUACUCUCUUUAAUAAGCAUACCUCUCAUUUCAAUGUUUAUUUUAUAUUAACCUAUGCAUUUUAAGUAGUCCAAAAUCGUUUAUACUUUGAGGAGGCUGUUACAUAUACGAUGUGUACCUUUUGUGCAGAUUUUGGUUAGUGGGGUGUAGUUAAAUUGUAUUUCAGAUGAAUGUAUCGAUACAUAUUUACUCCACACAUCAAUAUUGAUGACAAGAGUGUUUAAUUUAGUGACAUGCAUAUUUUAUUGACAUACACAUACACGUUGAGACUUGUCUAAUGGGUAAAUCAGACAAUUUGGCCUCUGUUUUUUCUUUGCCUUAUUUUUAAACCUUCUGAGACCGAAAAGCCCCGAAGCUAUUGACUUUGUACUCGGUAUCUGUGUUUCUGAGACUCGAGGGGUUAAUGACCAAUCAGAGAUCUUCAAACAUGGAAUACGAUCCCUCUAGUGCUCAUGAAAAGCUAUGGUUCGAAGGGAAACAUUUCAAUUCAGAAAGGACGUCUUUCAUACCACUUUUAAUACUUAUACUGUAUUUUUAUGGAUCAAAUGUAGCCCUCGUUUUCUCUGCAAAGGAACUAGCAUCAUGAUCAUGCAUUUAUGAUCAUCAUUGUGUAUAUUGUACAUACAGUAUAUAUGUAUGUUCUAGAUGUAUUUGGUGUGUAAUGUGUCAUGAAUAUAUGAAGCCAGUACAUGUAUUGAUCCAAAAAUAGAUCUAGAGAUGUUUGUAGGAAGCCUUUACGAUGCGGCUGUGUAGUUUUAGAUGUAGAUGACAUAGAAUUUUCUUACAUCAUUUUUUAAAUAGAUUGUAAUACAUGUAGUUGAUGUAUUUGUAUUAACCAUCGAUGUAAGCUUCAAUUGUUUUUUUUAUGGAUCAAAUUUUAAUAUGAAAUUUCCACACAAGUUGAUGAUGCUUGUACCCUUUGGUAAGGCAUUGAUUCACAAUUACCUAGUCUCUAGUAUAAGACCCAAAGCUGUAGUUCACAUGAGUUUCUUAGGCUUAUCUGCUAGCCCUUGCUCUCUUAGCUGUGAGCUGAAAUAUUUACAUGAUAAUCAUUGUCAUCAGUAAGUACUCCUAGCAUUGAUCUAGAAAUGGCACUUUUUCUUCUUUUUAUACAGUAUGUUUAAUCUUCAAAGGGCUCUGCAGUGUACACCAAAAAUCUGUAUGUAGAUUAUCAAUUGUGUAUGCAGUGAUAUUAAACAUCGGGCUUACACCCUACUUUUUUUCAGAGAAGUGUAGCGUAUUAACGUGCAGAGGGUGUGACGCAAGUAGAGUUUGAAAUCUUUACAUCCCGCCCUUCCAAAUGCAGUUGUAAGUCGUGGAAGCGAGCAGUAAGUCUCGACUCUGGACGUGGACAUUUGCUGUGUGCCAAUUUUGAAACACAAUACUUUCUCCUCUCAAUCUUUAGCUUACCAAGGUUAGAAUGGCCCAAAGGCCACAUGUCCUUGCUUUCCAGUGAAAACCAAAACAAAUUAAAAAACGAAAGGUGUGCUAUGCCUCAGUCAAUUCAGGUACAGUUUAUUCUAUCAAUCAUGCCCAGAGCCUUGGAUGUUUACAGCAGAUAAUUUACAUUUAUAGCAUAGCUUAGAAUUGAAAUUUUAUUCCAUGAUCCAGUGAUUGUGAAAGCUGUAAUUAUGAUUAUCCCAUAGAUGUUAUUAUAAUGUAAAUUCCAUGUACAUGUAUCUUUUGUGUAUUUGUAUAUUCUCAUGUUUCAUAUUUUGCGCCGACGUGUAUUAAUUAAAGGUGCAUCCGGUUGAAGAAAAAUGUAA